GCUGCAGGUCGUUUUACCUGCAGUGAAAAUUUUGGAUAGGUAUUUCUAAUUACAAAAAAAUAUCUUCACUGAUUUUCAUAUGAUAUGAAAAUUAUUGGAAAAACUACAGUGACCUGUUUAAAUAUAAUGUAUAAGUAGGCGGUUUGAAUAAAGUCAUGUCCGAAGAACAUGACGUCGAUUGUGCGAUCAGUGAGAAACAACAUGAAAAUGAACACAAAACAGAGAAUAGUGAAGUUGUGAAUGAAUACGUACCAGAGGAGCCAAAAGAAGUACGCACUGAGGACUUUGUCAAUGCUAUUGAUACAAAUACAGAAAGUGCCACAAAUAAUAAAAAUAUUAGUGAAAAAGAUGGAAAAAUAAGCGAAUGCAGUGCCAAUGAUAAAAUUAAAAGUAAUCUUAGAUGGACUCUGGAUGGGAAUGAAUUUAAAAUAUCAUGGAGUCUUCCGGAGGAAUUGUCAACAACACAGGACUAUAUCGCAUUAUGUUAUGCAGGUAAAUGCUGUUCGUUAUAUUCAUCACGAUCAGUGAAGGUCGUUCCGGUCACAUCAUUAAUCAGAGUCUUAGCAAGUAAAUUGUAA
This is a messenger RNA of Achroia grisella, 578 nucleotides long. RefSeq lists its product as uncharacterized. The transcript is spliced from 3 exons. The record is from RefSeq and is a predicted model, not a curated record. Bases 156 to 578 code for a protein of 140 amino acids. Lineage: Eukaryota; Metazoa; Arthropoda; Insecta; Lepidoptera; Pyralidae.